AUGGGAGGGUUUCUGCUAAACCUCAAAGGAAAGGUUCAAAAGCCUGGCAAGCCUGGUAAUAGACAACUUAAAAAGCCCACAAUCGGCAACAAUGCCCUCCGAAAGAAUCUACUAGGAGAGAACGAGGAUGCUGAGAGCAAUACAAAGACCUCGAUUGAUGCCUUCCUGAAGAAGGGAGCGAUGGCUGGCGAGUCUGCCGUGGACCAACCUAAAGAACUAAUCAUCAAGCCUACUAAGCUUACAACGGGUCUUCUACGAAGGAAGAAAGAUACUCGUUCUAAAGACGCCGUUAAUGAUACUGUUGAAGACGAGGCACGACUGAGUCUAUUGAAAGGCGAGACUUUUGGCGCCGAUUCAGGUCUAGUCAUAGCUAGCGAAGAUGCAGAAGAGCUAGAACCUGUUGAAAACGACUACAACGAAGUGCCGGUUGAUCAGUUCGGUGCCGCCCUCCUACGAGGAAUGGGAUGGGACGGUAAGGACAACUUGAAGGAAGAUAAGGCUAUCAGCCAUAGACAACGAGGAGCUGUACUAGGGAUAGGUUCCAAGCCGUUGAAAGAAGACCUAGAAAAAGAAAUCAUGGGAGAUAAGAACACGAAGUUACAAGCGCCACUUAAGAAACGUGAGACGUAA
This is a messenger RNA of Candidozyma haemuli, 630 nucleotides long. RefSeq lists its product as uncharacterized. Bases 1 to 630 code for a protein of 209 amino acids. Gene Ontology annotation, biological process: mRNA splicing, via spliceosome. Gene Ontology annotation, cellular component: spliceosomal complex. The record is from RefSeq and is a predicted model, not a curated record. The transcript has a single exon. NCBI's taxonomy places the organism in Eukaryota, Fungi, Ascomycota, Pichiomycetes, Serinales, Metschnikowiaceae.